Erpetoichthys calabaricus (reedfish) is the source of this 22956-nucleotide messenger RNA. Its product is annotated as pneumococcal serine-rich repeat protein-like. NCBI's taxonomy places the organism in Eukaryota, Metazoa, Chordata, Cladistia, Polypteriformes, Polypteridae. The record is from RefSeq and is a predicted model, not a curated record. The transcript is spliced from 15 exons. Bases 1 to 22956 code for a protein of 7651 amino acids.
AUGGCAAAUGCUUCAACAGUCACCUUACAUUCAGGUUCAAAAAAUUCAACAACUUUAACAACACCUACUGCUAUCAUAAUACCACAAACAACUUCUUUGGUUUCAACUUUUUCAAUAUCAUCACUUUCAACUACUACCAUAUCUUCCUCCACAUCUACAGAAGCCUCUCAAACAACACCUUCAACUUCAUCAAAUUUACCUACUACAGUGUCAAGUACGACUUCAUCUCAGACCACCAGUUCUUCCUCACCAUCUUUGGAAACUUCUUCAAUAUUGUCUACAACUACAACUACAUCACCAGCUGAACCAACAACUACCACUUCAUCACCAGUAACUACAAAAUCCCAAACAUCUACAUCAUCAAAGUCUACAGUAAACUAUCUAACAACACCUUCAGCGACCACAACAUUAUCCACUGAAUUACUACCCUACACUUCAUCACCUCUUACUACAAAAGGUCAAAAACUGACUUCAGCCUCAACAUCUACAGAAACCUCACAAACAACACCUCCAACAACUUCACAAUCAUCUAAUGCAGUUUCAACUACAGCUUCAUCUCAGACAACCACUUCUGCAUCAACAUUUUUGGAAACAUCUACAGCAUCACCUACAACAACAACUUCAUCACCUACUGUAUCUUCAUCUACCACCUCAUCACAAGUAACUACAAAUUCCCAAACAUCUUCAGCCUCAACAUCCACAGUAAGCUCUCUAACAACACCUUCAGCUACCACAACAUUAUCCACUGAAUUACCACCCUACACUUCAUCACCUCUUACUACAAAAGGUCAAAAACUGACUUCAGCCUCAACAUCUACAGAAGCCUCACAAACUACACCUAAGACUUUACAAAUUUUACCUACAACAGUGUCAAGUACAACUACAUUUCAGACCACCACUUCUUCCUCACAAUCAUUGGACACUUCUACAAUAUCGUCUACAACUAGGACUGCAUCACUAACUGAACCAACAACUACCACUUCAUCGCCAGUAACUACAAAAUCCCAAACAACAUCUACAUCAUCAACGUCCACAGUAAGUUCUCUAACAACACCUUCAGCUACCACAACAUUAUCCACUGAAUUACCACCCUACACUUCAUCACUUCUUACUACAAAAGGUCAAAAACUGACUUCGGCCUCAACAUCUACAGAAACCUCACAAACAACACCUCCAACAACUUCACAAUCAUCUAGUGCAGUUUCAACUACAACUUCAUCUCAGACCACCACUUCUGCAUCAACAUUUUUGGAAACAUCUACAGCAUCACCUACAACAACAACUUCAUCACCUACUGCAUCUUCAGCUACCACCUCAUCACAAGUAACUACAAAUUCCCAAACAUCUUCAGCCUCAACAUCUACAGUAACCACUCCAACUACACUUCCAACAACAAGUGCAUCAUCAACUGAAGUAUCAACUAGCACUUCAUAUCCUUUUACCACAAAAAGUCAAACAACAACUUCAACCUCAGCUACAACCUCUGAAACAACAUCAUCACCCUCAACAGCAGCUGCAACCUCUGAAACAACAUCAUCACCCUCAUCAUCAUCUGCAACCUCUGAAACAACAUCAUCACCCUCAUCAUCAUCUGCAACCUCUGAAACAACAUCAUCACCCUCAACAGCAGCUGCAACCUCUGAAACAACAUCAUCACCUACCACGGCAUCAUCUAGUGAAGCAUCAACUAGUACUACAUCUUUUGAAACAACAGCAAGUCAAACAAUGACUUCAGCCUCAACAUCUACAGAAACCUCUCCAACAACACCUUCAAGUACUUCACAAUCAUCUAGUGCAGUUUCAACGACAACUUCAUCUCAGACCACCACUUCUGCAUCAACAUCUAUGGAAACAUCUACAGCAUCACCUACAACAACAACUUCAUCACCUACUGUAUCUUCAGCUACCACUUCAUCACCAGUAACUACAAAAUCCCAAACAUUAUCUUCAUCAUCAACAUCCACAGUAAGCUCUCUAACAACACCUUCAGCUACCCCAACAUUAUCCACUGAAUUACCACCCUACACUUCAUCACCUCUUACUACAAAAGGUCAAAAACUGACUUCAGCCUCAACAUCUACAGAAACCUCACAAACAACACCUCCAACAACUUCACAAUCAUCUACUGCCGUUACAACAACAACACAAUCUGAAACCACCAGUUCAUCAAAAUCUUCAACAUCUGCAAUUCCACCUACAACUACAUCAUCACCAUCUACUGAGCCAUCAACUCCUACUUCAUUGCCAGUAACUUUAAAGUCUGAAACAACAUUUCCAGCAUUAACAUCUAUAGUAACCUCACCAAUAACUACAACUAGUACCGCAUCAUCUACUGAAGCAUCAAUUAGCACUUCAUUGUCAGAUAGUACAAACUUUCAAACAACCACUUCAUCCUCCACAUCUACACAAACCUCUCAAACAAUAGCUUCUGCUUCAUCAAAUUUACCUACUACAGUGUCAAGUACAACUUCAUCUCAGACUACCACUUCUUCCUCACCAUCUUUGGAAACUUCUACAAUAUCGUCUCCAGCUACAACUGCAUCACCAACUGAAACAACUACCACUUCAUCACCAGUAACUACAAAAUCCCAAACAUCAUUUACAUCAUCAAUGUCUAUAGUAAGCUCUCUAACAACACCUUCAGAAACCACAUUAUCCAAUGAAGCAUCAACUUCUAGUUCAUUCCCACUUGCUACACAAGUUCAAACAACGACUUUACCCUCAACAUCUACAAAGACCUCACAAACAACAGCUCCACCAACUUCAGAAUCAUCAACCGCGGUUAAAACUACAACAUCAUCUCAAACCACCACUUUUCCAUCUUCAUCUUCAACAUCUGAAUUACCACAUAUAACUACAACUUCAUCAUCUACUGAAGCAUCAACUCCUACUUCAUUGCCAGUAACUACAAAGUCUGAAACAUCAUUUCCAGCAUUAACAUCUACAGUAACCUCACCAAUAACUACAACUAGUACUGCAUCAUCUACUGAAGCAUCAAUUAGCACUUCAUCGUCAGAUACUACAAACUUUCAAACAACCACUUCAUCCUCCACAUCUACAGAAGCCUCUCAAACAAUACCUUCAGCUUCGUCAAAUUUACCUACUACGGUAUCAAGUACAACUUUGUAUCAGACCACCACUUCUUCCUCACCAUCUUUGGAAACUUCUACAAUAUUGUCAACAACUACAAAUGCAUUACCAACUGAAAUAUCUACCACUUCAUCACCAGUAAUUACAAAAUCCCAAACAUUAUCUUCAUCAUCAACGUCUUCAGUAAGUUCUCUAACAACACCUUCAGAAACCACAUUAUCCACUGAAGCAUCAACUUUCAGUUCAUCCCCACUUGCUACACAAGUUCAAACAACGACUUUACCCCCAACAUCUACAAAAACCUCACGAACAACAGCUCCACAAACUUCAGAAUCAUCUACUGCAGUUGAAACUACAACAUCAUCUCAAACCACCACUUCUCCAUCUUCAUCUUCAACAUCUGCAAUACCACAUAUAACUACAACUUCAUCAUCUACUGAACCAUCAUCUACCAUUUCAUUGCCAGUAACUACAAAAUCUCAAACAACAUUUUCAUCAUCAACAUCCACAGUAAUCUCACCAACAACAACUUCAACUAGAACUGCAUCAUCUAUUGAAGCAUCAAUUAGCACUUCAUCGUCUGUUGCUACACAAGGUCAAACAACCACUUCUUCCUCCACAUCAACAGAAGCUUCACAAACUACACCUAAGACUUUACCAAUUUUACCUAUAACAGUGUCAAGUACAACUACAAUUCAGACCACCACUUCUUCCUCACAAUCAUUGGACACUUCUACAAUAUCGUCUAUAACUAGGACUGCAUCACUAACUGAACCAACAACUACCACUUCAUCGCCAGUAACUACAAAAUCCCAAACAACAUCUACAUCGUCAACGUCCACAAUAAGCUCUCUAACAACACCUUCAGCUACCACAACAUUAUCCACUGAAUUUCCACCCUACACUUCCUCACCUCUUACUACAAAAGGUCAAAAACUGACUUCAGCCUCAACAUCUACAGAAACCUCACAAACAACACCUCCAACAACUUCACAAUCAUCUAGUGCAGUUUCAACUACAACUUCAUCACAGACCACCACUUCUGCAUCAACAUUUUUGGAAACAUCUACAGCAUCACCUACAACAACAACUUCAUCACCUACUGUAUCUUCAGCUACCACCUCAUCACAAGUAACUACAAAUUCCCAAACAUCUUCAGCCUCAACAUCUACAGUAAUCACUCCAACUACACUUCCAAAAACAAUAAGUCAAACAACGACUUCAGCUUCAACAUCUACAGAAACCUCUCCAACAACACCUUCAAGUACUUUACAAUCAUCUAGUGCAGUUUCAACUACAACUUCAUCUCAGACCACCACUUCUGCAUCAACAUCUAUGGAAACAUCUACAACAUCACCUACAACAACAACUUCAUCACCUACUGUAUCUUCAGCUACCACUUCAUCACCAGUAACUACAAAAUCCCAAACAUUAUCUUCAUCAUCAACAUCCACAGUAAGCUCUCUAACAACACCUUCAGCUACCACAACAUUAUCCACUGAAUUACCACCCUACACUUCAUCACCUCUUACUACAAAAGGUCAAAAACUGACUUCAGCCUCAACAUCUACAGAAACCUCACAAACAACACCUCCAACAACUUCACAAUCAUCUACUGCCGUUACAACAACAACACAAUCUGAAACCACCAGUUCAUCAAAAUCUUCAACAUCUGCAAUUCCACCUACAACUACAUCAUCACCAUCUACUGAGCCAUCAACUCCUACUUCAUUGCCAGUAACUUUAAAGUCUCAAACAACAUUUCCCGCAUUAACAUCUAUAGUAACCUCACCAAUAACUACAACUAGUACCGCAUCAUCUACUGAAGCAUCAAUUAGCACUUCAUUGUCAGAUAGUACAAACUUUCAAACAACCACUUCAUCCUCCACAUCUACACAAACCUCUCAAACAAUAGCUUCUGCUUCAUCAAAUUUACCUACUACAGUGUCAAGUACAACUUCAUCUCAGACCACCACUUCUUUCUCACCAUCUCUGGAAACUUCUACAAUAUCGUCAACAACUACAAAUGCAUUACCAACUGAAAUAUCUACCACUUCAUCACCAGUAACUACAAAAUCCCAAACAUUAUCUUCAUCAUCAACGUCUUCAGUAAGCUCUCUAACAACACCUUCAGAAACCACAUUAUCCACUGAACCAUCAACUUCCAGUUCAUUCCCACUUGCUACACAAGUUCAAACAACGACUUUACCCUCAACAUCUACAAAAACCUCACAAACAACAGCUCCACCAACUUCAGAAUCAUCAACUGCGGUUAAAACUACAACAUCAUCUCAAACCACCACUUUUCCAUCUUCAUCUUCAACAUCUGAAUUACCACAUAUAACUACAACUUCAUCAUCCACUGAAGCAUCAACUCCUACUUCAUUGCCAGUAACUACAAAGUCUAAAACAUCAUUUCCAGCAUUAACAUCUACAGUAACCUCACCAAUAACUACAACUAGUACUGCAUCAUCUACUGAAGCAUCAAUUAGCACUUCAUCGUCGGAUACUACAAACUUUCAAACAACCACUUCAUCCUCCACAUCUACAGAAGCCUCUCAAACAAUACCUUCAGCUUCGUCAAAUUUACCUACUACAGUAUCAAGUACAACUUUGUAUCAGAUCACCACUUCUUCCUCACCAUCUUUGGAAACUUCUACAAUAUCGUCAACAACUACAAAUGCAUUACCAACUGAAAUAUCUACCACUUCAUCACCAGUAACUACAAAAUCCCAAACAUUAUCUUCAUCAUCAACGUCUUCAGUAAGCUCUCUAACAACACCUUCAGCUACCACAACAUUAUCCACUGAAUUACCACCCUACACUUUAUCACCUCUUACUACAAAAGGUCAAAAACUGACUUCAGCCUCAACAUCUACAGAAACCUCUCCAACAACACCUCCAACAACUUCACAAUCAUCUAGUGCAGUUUCAACUACAACUUCAUCUCAGACCACCACUUCUGCAUCAACAUCUAUGGAAACAUCUACAGCAUCACCUACAACAACAACUUCAUCACCUACUGUAUCUUCAGCUACCACUUCACAACCAGUAACUACAAAAUCCCAAACAUUAUCUUCAUCAUCAACGUCCACAGUAAGCUCUCUAACAACACCUUCAGCUACCACAACAUUAUCCACUGAAUUACCACCCUACACUUCAUCACCUCUUACUACAAAAGGUCAAAAACUGACUUCAGCCUCAACAUCUACAGAAACCUCUCCAACAACACCUCCAACAACUUCACAAUCAUCUAGUGCAGUUUCAGCUACAACUUCAUCUCAGACCACCAUUUCUGCAUCCACAUUUUUGGAAACAUCUACAGCAUCACCUACAACAACAACUUCAUCACCUACUGUAUCUUCAGCUACCACCUCAUCACAAGUAACUACAAAUUCCCAAACAUCUUCAGCCUCAACAUCUACAGUAACCACUCCAACUACACCUCCAACAACCAGUGCAUCAUCUGCUGAAGCAUCAACUAGCACUUCAUAUCCUGUUACCACAAAAAGUCAAACAACUUCAAUCUUACCAUCAGCUGCAACCUCUGAAACAACAUCAUCACCCUCAACAGCAGCUGCAACCUCUGAAACAAUAUCAUCACCCUCAACAGCAGCUGCAACCUCUGAAACAACAUCAUCACCCUCAUCAUCAUCUGCAACCUCUGAAACAACAUCAUUACCCUCAACAGCAGCUGCCACCUCUGAAACAACAUCAUCAUCUACCACGGCAUCAUCUAGUGAAGCAUCAACUAGAACUACAUCUGUUGAAACAACAGUAACUCAAACAACGACUUCAGCCUCAACAUCUACAGAAACCUCUCCAACAACACCUUCAAGUACUUCACAAUCAUCUAGUGCAGUUUCAACUACAACUUCAUCUCAGUCCACCACUUCUGCAUCAACAUCUAUGGAAACAUCUACAGCAUCACCUACAACAACAACUUCAUCACCUACUGUAUCUUCAGCUACCACUUCAUCACCAGUAACUACAACAUCCCAAACAUUAUCUUCAUCAUCAACGUCCACAGUAAGCUCUCUAACAACACCUUCAGCUACCAUAACAUUAUCCACUGAAUUACCACCCUACACUUCAUCACCUCUUACUACAAAAGGUCAAAAACUGACUUCAGCCUCAACAUCUACAGAAACCUCUCCAACAACACCUCCAACAACUUCACAAUCAUCUAGUGCAGUUUCACCUACAACUUCAUCUCAGACCACCACUUCUGCAUCAACAUCUAUGGAAACAUCUACAGCAUCUCCUACAACAACUUCAUCACCUACUGUAUCUUCAGCUACCACUUCAUCACCAGUAACUACAAAAUCCCAAACAUUAUCUUCAUCAUCAACGUCCACAGUAAGCUCUCUAACAACACCUUCAGCUACCAUAACAUUAUCCACUGAAUUACCACCCUACACUUCAUCACCUCUUACUACAAAAGGUGAAAAACUUACUUCAGCCUCAACAUCUACAGAAACCUCUCCAACAACACCUCCAACAACUUCACAAUCAUCUAGUGCAGUUUCAGCUACAACUUCAUCUCAGACCACCAUUUCUGCAUCCACAUUUUUGGAAACAUCUACAGCAUCACCUACAACAACAACUUCAUCACCUACUGUAUCUUCAGCUACCACUUCAUCACCAGUAACUACAAAAUCCCAAACAUUAUCUUCAUCAUCAACGUCCACAGUAAGCUCUCUAACAACACCUUCAGCUACCACAAUAUUAUCCACUGAAUUACCACCCUACACUUCAUCACCUCUUACUACAAAAGGUCAAAAACUGACUUCAGCCUCAACAUCUACAGAAACCUCUCCAACAACACCUCCAACAACUUCACAAUCAUCUAUUGCAGUUUCAGCUACAACUUCAUCUCAGACCACCACUUCUGCAUCCAAAUUUUUGGAAACAUCUACAGCAUCACCUACAACAACAACUUCAUCACCUACUGUAUCUUCAGCUACCACCUCAUCACAAGUAACUACAAAUUCCCAAACAUCUUCAGCCUCAACAUCUACAGUAACCACUCCAACUACACCUCCAACAACCAGUGCAUCAUCUGCUGAAGCAUCAACUAGCACUUCAUAUCUUGUUACCACAAAAAUAACUCAAACAACGACUUCGGCCUCAACAUCUACAGAAACCUCUCCAACAACACCUUCAAGUACUUCACAAUCAUCUAGUGCAGUUUCAACUACAACUUCAUCUCAGACCACAACUUCUGCAUCAACAUCUAUGGAAACAUCUACAGCAUCACCUACAACAACAACUUCAUCACCUACUGUAUCUUCAGCUACCACUUCAUCACCAGUAACUACAAAAUCCCAAACAUUAUCUUCAUCAUCAACGUCCACAGUAAGCUCUCUAACAACACCUUCAGCUACCAUAACAUUAUCCACUGAAUUACCACCCUACACUUCAUCACCUCUUACUACAAAAGGUCAAAAACUGACUUCAGCCUCAACAUCUACAGAAACCUCUCCAACAACACCUCCAACAACUUCACAAUCAUCUAGUGCAGUUUCAGCUACAACUUCAUCUCAGACCACCAUUUCUGCAUCCACAUUUUUGGAAACAUCUACAGCAUCACCUACAACAACAACUUCAUCACCUACUGUAUCUUCAGCUACCACUUCAUCACCAGUAACUACAAAAUCCCAAACAUUAUCUUCAUCAUCAACGUCCACAGUAAGCUCUCUAACAACACCUUCAGCUACCACAACAUUAUCCACUGAAUUACCACCCUACACUUCAUCACCUCUUACUACAAAAGGUCAAAAACUGACUUCAGCCUCAACAUCUACAGAAACCUCUCCAACAACACCUCCAACAACUUCACAAUCAUCUAGUGCAGUUUCAGCUACAACUUCAUCUCAGACCACCACUUCUGCAUCCAAAUUUUUGGAAACAUCUACAGCAUCACCUACAACAACAACUUCAUCACCUACUGUAUCUUCAGCUACCACCUCAUCACAAGUAACUACAAAUUCCCAAACAUCUUCAGCCUCAACAUCUACAGUAACCACUCCAACUACACCUCCAACAACCAGUGCAUCAUCUGCUGAAGCAUCAACUAGCACUUCAUAUCUUGUUACCACAAAAAUAACUCAAACAACGACUUCAGCCUCAACAUCUACAGAAACCUCUCCAACAACACCUUCAAGUACUUCACAAUCAUCUAGUGCAGUUUCAACUACAACUUCAUCUCAGACCACCACUUCUGCAUCAACAUCUAUGGAAACAUCUACAGCAUCACCUACAACAACAACUUCAUCACCUACUGUAUCUUCAGCUACCACUUCAUCACCAGUAACUACAAAAUCCCAAACAUUAUCUUCAUCAUCAACGUCCACAGUAAGCUCUCUAACAACACCUUCAGCUACCAUAACAUUAUCCACUGAAUUACCACCCUACACUUCAUCACCUCUUACUACAAAAGGUCAAAAACUGACUUCAGCCUCAACAUCUACAGAAACCUCUCCAACAACACCUCCAACAACUUCACAAUCAUCUAGUGCAGUUUCAGCUACAACUUCAUCUCAGACCACCACUUCUGCAUCCACAUUUUUGGAAACAUCUACAGCAUCACCUACAACAACAACUUCAUCACCUACUGUAUCUUCAGCUACCACCUCAUCACAAGUAACUACAAAUUCCCAAACAUCUUCAGCCUCAACAUCUACAGUAACCACUCCAACUACACCUCCAACAACCAGUGCAUCAUCUGCUGAAGCAUCAACUAGCACUUCAUAUCCUGUUACCACAAAAAUAACUCAAACAACGACUUCAGCCUCAACAUCUACAGAAACAUCUCCAACAACACCUUCAAGUACUUCACAAUCAUCUAGUGCAGUUUCAACUACAACUUCAUCUCAGACCACCACUUCUGCAUCAACAUCUAUGGAAACAUCUACAGCAUCACCUACAACAACAACUUCAUCACCUACUGUAUCUUCAGCUACCACUUCAUCACCAGUAACUACAAAAUCCCAAACAUUAUCUUCAUCAUCAACGUCCACAGUAAGCUCUCUAACAACACCUUCAGCUACCAUAACAUUAUCCACUGAAUUACCACCCUACACUUCAUCACCUCUUACUACAAAAGGUCAAAAACUGACUUCAGCCUCAACAUCUACAGAAACCUCUCCAACAACACCUCCAACAACUUCACAAUCAUCUAGUGCAGUUUCAGCUACAACUUCAUCUCAGACCACCACUUCUGCAUCCACAUUUUUGGAAACAUCUACAGCAUCACCUACAACAACAACUUCAUCACCUACUGUAUCUUCAGCUACCACCUCAUCACAAGUAACUACAAAUUCCCAAACAUCUUCAGCCUCAACAUCUACAGUAACCACUCCAACUACACCUCCAACAACCAGUGCAUCAUCUGCUGAAGCAUCAACUAGCACUUCAUAUCCUGUUACCACAAAAAUAACUCAAACAACGACUUCAGCCUCAACAUCUACAGAAACCUCUCCAACAACACCUUCAAGUACUUCACAAUCAUCUAGUGCAGUUUCACCUACAACUUCAUCUCAGACCACCACUUCUGCAUCAACAUCUAUGGAAACAUCUACAGCAUCUCCUACAACAACUUCAUCACCUACUGUAUCUUCAGCUACCACUUCAUCACCAGUAACUACAACAUCCCAAACAUUAUCUUCAUCAUCAACGUCCACAGUAAGCUCUCUAACAACACCUUCAGCUACCACAACAUUAUCCACUGAAUUACCACCCUACACUUCAUCACCUCUUACUACAAAAGGUCAAAAACUGACUUCAGCCUCAACAUCUACAGAAACCUCUCCAACAACACCUCCAACAACUUCACAAUCAUCUAGUGCAGUUUCAGCUACAACUUCAUCUCAGAGCACCACUUCUGCAUCCACAUUUUUGGAAACAUCUACAGCAUCACCUACAACAACAACUUCAUCACCUACUGUAUCUUCAGCUACCACCUCAUCACAAGUAACUACAAAUUCCCAAACAUCUUCAGCCUCAACAUCUACAGUAACCACUCCAACUACACCUCCAACAACCAGUGCAUCAUCUGCUGAAGCAUCAACUAGCACUUCAUAUCCUGUUACCACAAAAAUAACUCAAACAACGACUUCAGCCUCAACAUCUACAGAAACCUCUCCAACAACACCUUCAAGUACUUCACAAUCAUCUAGUGCAGUUUCAACUACAACUUCAUCUCAGACCACCACUUCUGCAUCAACAUCUAUGGAUACAUCUACAGCAUCACCUACAACAACAACUUCAUCACCUACUGUAUCUUCAGCUACCACUUCAUCACCAGUAACUACAAAAUCCCAAACAUUAUCUUCAUCAUCAACGUCCACAGUAAGCUCUCUAACAACACCUUCAGCUACCAUAACAUUAUCCACUGAAUUACCACCCUACACUUCAUCACCUCUUACUACAAAAGGUCAAAAACUGACUUCAGCCUCAACAUCUACAGAAACCUCUCCAACAACACCUCCAACAACUUCACAAUCAUCUAGUGCAGUUUCAACUACAACUUCAUCUCAGACCACCACUUCUGCAUCAACAUCUAUGGAAACAUCUACAGCAUCACCUACAACAAGAACUUCAUCACCUACUGUAUCAUCAGCUACCACUUCAUCACCAGUAACUACAAAAUCCCAAACAUUACCUUCAUCAUCAACGUCCACAGUAAGCUCUCUAACAACACCUUCAGCUACCACAACAUUAUCCACUGAAUUACCACCCUACACUUCAUCACCUCUUACUACAAAAGGUCAAAAACUGACUUCAGCCUCAACAUCUACAGAAACAUCUCCAACAACACCUCCAACAACUUCACAAUCAUAUAGUGCAGUUUCAGCUACAACUUCAUCUCAGACCACCAUUUUUGCAUCCACAUUUUUGGAAACAUCUACAGCAUCACAUACAACAACAACUUCAUCACCUACUGUAUCUUCAGCUACCACCUCAUCACAAGUAACUACAAAUUCCCAAACAUCUUCAGCCUCAACAUCUACAGUAACCACUCCAACUACACCUCCAACAACCAGUGCAUCAUCUGCUGAAGCAUCAACUAGCACUUCAUAUCCUGUUACCACAAAAAGUCAAACAACUUCAAUCUCAGCAUCAGCUGCAACCUCUGAAACAACAUCAUCACCCUCAACAGCAGCUGCAACCUCUGAAACAAUAUCAUCACCCUCAGCAGCUGCAAUCUCUGAAACAGCAUCAUCACCCUCAUCAUCAUCUGCAACCUCUGAAACAACAUCAUUACCGUCAACAGCAGCUGCCACCUCUGAAACAACAUCAUCAUCUACCACGGCAUCAUCUAGUGAAGCAUCAACUAGAACUACAUCUGUUGAAACAACAGUAACUGAAACAACGACUUCAGCCUCAACAUCUACAGAAACCUCUCCAACAACACCUUCAAGUACUUCACAAUCAUCUAGUGCAGUUUCAACUACAACUUCAUCUCAGACCACCACUUCUGCAUCAACAUCUAUGGAAACAUCUACAGCAUCACCUACAACAACAACUUCAUCACCUACUGUAUCUUCAGCUACCACUUCAUCACCAGUAACUACAAAAUCCCAAACAUUAUCUUCAUCAUCAACGUCCACAGUAAGCUCUCUAACAACACCUUCAGCUACCAUAACAUUAUCCACUGAAUUACCACCCUACACUUCAUCACCUCUUACUACAAAAGGUCAAAAACUGACUUCAGCCUCAACAUCUACAGAAACCUCUCCAACAACACCUCCAACAACUUCACAAUCAUCUAGUGCAGUUUCAGCUACAACUUCAUCUCAGACCACCAUUUCUGCAUCCACAUUUUUGGAAACAUCUACAGCAUCACCUACAACAACAACUUCAUCACCUACUGUAUCUUCAGCUACCACCUCAUCACAAGUAACUACAAAUUCCCAAACAUCUUCAGCCUCAACAUCUACAGUAACCACUCCAACUACACCUCCAACAACCAGUGCAUCAUCUGCUGAAGCAUCAACUAGCACUUCAUAUCCUGUUACCACAAAAAGUCAAACAACUUCAAUCUCAGCAUCAGCUGCAACCUCUGAAACAACAUCAUCACCCUCAACAGCAGCUGCAACCUCUGAAACAAUAUCAUCACCCUCAACAGCAGCUGCAACCUCUGAAACAACAUCAUCACCCUCAUCAUCAUCUGCAACCUCUGAAACAACAUCAUUACCCUCAACAGCAGCUGCCACCUCUGAAACAACAUCAUCAUCUACCACGGCAUCAUCUAGUGAAGCAUCAACUAGAACUACAUCUGUUGAAACAACAGUAACUGAAACAACGACUUCAGCCUCAACAUCUACAGAAACCUCUCCAACAACACCUUCAAGUACUUCACAAUCAUCUAGUGCAGUUUCAACUACAACUUCAUCUCAGACCACCACUUCUGCAUCAACAUCUAUGGAAACAUCUACAGCAUCACCUACAACAACAACUUCAUCACCUACUGUAUCUUCAGCUACCACUUCAUCACCAGUAACUACAAAAUCCCAAAAAUUAUCUUCAUCAUCAACGUCCACAGUAAGCUCUCUAACAACACCUUCAGCUACCAUAACAUUAUCCACUGAAUUACCACCCUACACUUCAUCACCUCUUACUACAAAAGGUCAAAAACUGACUUCAGCCUCAACAUCUACAGAAACCUCUCCAACAACACCUCCAACAACUUCACAAUCAUCUAGUGCAGUUUCACCUACAACUUCAUCUCAGACCACCAUUUCUGCAUCCACAUUUUUGGAAACAUCUACAGCAUCACCUACAACAACAACUUCAUUACCUACUGUAUCUUCAGCUACCACCUCAUCACAAGUAACUACAAAUUCCCAAACAUCUUCAGCCUCAACAUCUACAGUAACCACUCCAACUACACCUCCAACAACCAGUGCAUCAUCUGCUGAAGCAUCAACUAGCACUUCAUAUCCUGUUACCACAAAAAGUCAAACAACUUCAAUCUCAGCAUCAGCUGCAACCUCUGAAACAACAUCAUCACCCUCAACAGCAGCUGCAACCUCUGAAACAAUAUCAUCACCCUCAACAGCAGCUGCAACCUCUGAAACAACAUCAUCACCCUCAUCAUCAUCUGCAACCUCUGAAACAACAUCAUUACCCUCAACAGCAGCUGCCACCUCUGAAACAACAUCAUCAUCUACCACGGCAUCAUCUAGUGAAGCAUCAACUAGAACUACAUCUGUUGAAACAAAAGUAACUCAAACAACGACUUCAGCCUCAACAUCUACAGAAACCUCUCCAACAACACCUUCAAGUACUUCACAAUCAUCUAGUGCAGUUUCAACUACAACUUCAUCUCAGACCACCACUUCUGCAUCAACAUCUAUGGAAACAUCUACAGCAUCACCUACAACAACAACUUCAUCACCUACUGUAUCUUCAGCUACCACUUCAUCACCAGUAACUACAAAAUCCCAAACAUUAUCUUCAUCAUCAACGUCCACAGUAAGCUCUCUAACAACACCUUCAGCUACCACAACAUUAUCCACUGAAUUACCACCCUACACUUCAUCACCUCUUACUACAAAAGGUCAAAAACUGACUUCAGCCUCAACAUCUACAGAAACCUCUCCAACAACACCUCCAACAACUUCACAAUCAUCUAGUGCAGUUUCAGCUACAACUUCAUCUCAGACCACCAUUUCUGCAUCCACAUUUUUGGAAACAUCUACAGCAUCACCUACAACAACAACUUCAUUACCUACUGUAUCUUCAGCUACCACCUCAUCACAAGUAACUACAAAUUCCCAAACAUCUUCAGCCUCAACAUCUACAGUAACCACUCCAACUACACCUCCAACAACCAGUGCAUCAUCUGCUGAAGCAUCAACUAGCACUUCAUAUCCUGUUACCACAAAAAGUCAAACAACUUCAAUCUCAGCAUCAGCUGCAUCCUCUGAAACAACAUCAUCACCCUCAACAGCAGCUGCAACCUCUGAAACAAUAUCAUCACCCUCAACAGCAGCUGCAACCUCUGAAACAACAUCAUCACCCUCAUCAUCAUCUGCAACCUCUGAAACAACAUCAUUACCCUCAACAGCAGCUGCCACUUCUGAAACAACAUCAUCAUCUACCACGGCAUCAUCUAGUGAAGCAUCAACUAGAACUACAUUUGUUGAAACAACAGUAACUCAAACAACGACUUCAGCCUCAACAUCUACAGAAACCUCUCCAACAACACCUUCAAGUACUUCACAAUCAUCUAGUGCAGUUUCAACUACAACUUCAUCUCAGACCACCACUUCUGCAUCAACAUCUAUGGAUACAUCUACAGCAUCACCUACAACAACAACUUCAUCACCUACUGUAUCUUCAGCUACCACUUCAUCACCAGUAACUACAAAAUCCCAAACAUUAUCUUCAUCAUCAACGUCCACAGUAAGCUCUCUAACAACACCUUCAGCUACCAUAACAUUAUCCACUGAAUUACCACCCUACACUUCAUCACCUCUUACUACAAAAGGUCAAAAACUGACUUCAGCCUCAACAUCUACAGAAACCUCUCCAACAACACCUCCAACAACUUCACAAUCAUCUAGUGCAGUUUCAACUACAACUUCAUCUCAGACCACCACUUCUGCAUCAACAUCUAUGGAAACAUCUACAGCAUCACCUACAACAAAAACUUCAUCACCUACUGUAUCAUCAGCUACCACUUCAUCACCAGUAACUACAAAAUCCCAAACAUUACCUUCAUCAUCAACGUCCACAGUAAGCUCUCUAACAACACCUUCAGCUACCACAACAUUAUCCACUGAAUUACCACCCUACACUUCAUCACCUCUUACUACAAAAGGUCAAAAACUGACUUCAGCCUCAACAUCUACAGAAACAUCUCCAACAACACCUCCAACAACUUCACAAUCAUAUAGUGCAGUUUCAGCUACAACUUCAUCUCAGACCACCAUUUUUGCAUCCACAUUUUUGGAAACAUCUACAGCAUCACAUACAACAACAACUUCAUCACCUACUGUAUCUUCAGCUACCACCUCAUCACAAGUAACUACAAAUUCCCAAACAUCUUCAGCCUCAACAUCUACAGUAACCACUCCAACUACACCUCCAACAACCAGUGCAUCAUCUGCUGAAGCAUCAACUAGCACUUCAUAUCCUGUUACCACAAAAACAUCACCCUCAUCAUCAUCUGCAACCUCUGAAACAACAUCAUUACCCUCAACAGCAGCUGCCACCUCUGAAACAACAUCAUCAUCUACCACGGCAUCAUCUAGUGAAGCAUCAACUAGAACUACAUCUGUUGAAACAACAGUAACUCAAACAACGACUUCAGCCUCAACAUCUACAGAAACAUCUCCAACAACACCUUCAAGUACUUCACAAUCAUCUAGUGCAGUUUCAACUACAACUUCAUCUCAGACCACCACUUCUGCAUCAACAUCUAUGGAAACAUCUACAGCAUCACCUACAACAAGAACUUCAUCACCUACUGUAUCAUCAGCUACCACUUCAUCACCAGUAACUACAAAAUCCCAAACAUUAUCUUCAUCAUCAACGUCCACAGUAAGCUCUCUAACAACACCUUCAGCUACCAUAACAUUAUCCACUGAAUUACCACCCUACACUUCAUCACCUCUUACUACAAAAGGUCAAAAACUGACUUCAGCCUCAACAUCUACAGAAACCUCUCCAACAACACCUCCAACAACUUCACAAUCAUCUAGUGCAGUUUCAGCUACAACUUCAUCUCAGACCACCAUUUCUGCAUCAACAUUUUUUGGAAACAUCUACAGCAUCACCUACAACAACAACUUCAUCACCUACUGUAUCUUCAGCUACCACCUCAUCACAAGUAACUACAAAUUCCCAAACAUCUUCAGCCUCAACAUCUACAUAACUCAAACAACGACUUCAGCCUCAACAUCUACAGAAACCUCUCCAACAACACCUUCAAGUACUUCACAAUCAUCUAGUGCAGUUUCACCUACAACUUCAUCUCAGACCACCACUUCUGCAUCAACAUCUAUGGAAACAUCUACAGCAUCACCUACAACAACAACUUCAUCACCUACUGUAUCUUCAGCUACCACUUCAUCACCAGUAACUACAACAUCCCAAACAUUAUCUUCAUCAUCAACGUCCACAGUAAGCUCUCUAACAACACCUUCAGCUACCACAACAUUAUCCACUGAAUUACCACCCUACACUUCAUCACCUCUUACUACAAAAGGUCAAAAACUGACUUCAGCCUCAACAUCUACAGAAACCUCUCCAACAACACCUCCAACAACUUCACAAUCAUCUAGUGCAGUUUCAGCUACAACUUCAUCUCAGACCACCAUUUCUGCAUCCACAUUUUUGGAAACAUCUACAGCAUCACCUACAACAACAACUUCAUCACCUACUGUAUCUUCAGCUACCACCUCAUCACAAGUAACUACAAAUUCCCAAACAUCUUCAGCCUCAACAUCUACAGUAACCACUCCAACUACACCUCCAACAACCAGUGCAUCAUCUGCUGAAGCAUCAACUAGCACUUCAUAUCCUGUUACCACAAAAAUAACUCAAACAACGACUUCAGCCUCAACAUCUACAGAAACCUCUCCAACAACACCUUCAAGUACUUCACAAUCAUCUAGUGCAGUUUCAACUACAACUUCAUCUCAGACCACCACUUCUGCAUCAACAUCUAUGGAAACAUCUACAGCAUCACCUACAACAACAACUUCAUCACCUACUGUAUCUUCAGCUACCACUUCAUCACCAGUAACUACAAAAUCCCAAACAUUAUCUUCAUCAUCAACGUCCACAGUAAGCUCUCUAACAACACCUUCAGCUACCAUAACAUUAUCCACUGAAUUACCACCCUACACUUCAUCACCUCUUACUACAAAAGGUCAAAAACUGACUUCAGCCUCAACAUCUACAGAAACCUCUCCAACAACACCUCCAACAACUUCACAAUCAUCUAGUGCAGUUUCAACUACAACUUCAUCUCAGACCACCACUUCUGCAUCAACAUCUAUGGAAACAUCUACAGCAUCACCUACAACAAGAACUUCAUCACCUACUGUAUCAUCAGCUACCACUUCAUCACCAGUAACUACAAAAUCCCAAACAUUACCUUCAUCAUCAACGUCCACAGUAAGCUCUCUAACAACACCUUCAGCUACCACAACAUUAUCCACUGAAUUACCACCCUACACUUCAUCACCUCUUACUACAAAAGGUCAAAAACUGACUUCAGCCUCAACAUCUACAGAAACAUCUCCAACAACACCUCCAACAACUUCACAAUCAUAUAGUGCAGUUUCAGCUACAACUUCAUCUCAGACCACCAUUUUUGCAUCCACAUUUUUGGAAACAUCUACAGCAUCACAUACAACAACAACUUCAUCACCUACUGUAUCUUCAGCUACCACCUCAUCACAAGUAACUACAAAUUCCCAAACAUCUUCAGCCUCAACAUCUACAGUAACCACUCCAACUACACCUCCAACAACCAGUGCAUCAUCUGCUGAAGCAUCAACUAGCACUUCAUAUCCUGUUACCACAAAAACAGCUGCAACCUCUGAAACAGCAUCAUCACCCUCAUCAUCAUCUGCAACCUCUGAAACAACAUCAUUACCGUCAACAGCAGCUGCCACCUCUGAAACAACAUCAUCAUCUACCACGGCAUCAUCUAGUGAAGCAUCAACUAGAACUACAUCUGUUGAAACAACAGUAACUGAAACAACGACUUCAGCCUCAACAUCUACAGAAACCUCUCCAACAACACCUUCAAGUACUUCACAAUCAUCUAGUGCAGUUUCAACUACAACUUCAUCUCAGACCACCACUUCUGCAUCAACAUCUAUGGAAACAUCUACAGCAUCACCUACAACAACAACUUCAUCACCUACUGUAUCUUCAGCUACCACUUCAUCACCAGUAACUACAAAAUCCCAAACAUUAUCUUCAUCAUCAACGUCCACAGUAAGCUCUCUAACAACACCUUCAGCUACCAUAACAUUAUCCACUGAAUUACCACCCUACACUUCAUCACCUCUUACUACAAAAGGUCAAAAACUGACUUCAGCCUCAACAUCUACAGAAACCUCUCCAACAACACCUCCAACAACUUCACAAUCAUCUAGUGCAGUUUCAGCUACAACUUCAUCUCAGACCACCAUUUCUGCAUCCACAUUUUUGGAAACAUCUACAGCAUCACCUACAACAACAACUUCAUCACCUACUGUAUCUUCAGCUACCACCUCAUCACAAGUAACUACAAAUUCCCAAACAUCUUCAGCCUCAACAUCUACAGUAACCACUCCAACUACACCUCCAACAACCAGUGCAUCAUCUGCUGAAGCAUCAACUAGCACUUCAUAUCCUGUUACCACAAAAAGUCAAACAACUUCAAUCUCAGCAUCAGCUGCAACCUCUGAAACAAUAUCAUCACCCUCAACAGCAGCUGCAACCUCUGAAACAAUAUCAUCACCCUCAACAGCAGCUGCAACCUCUGAAACAACAUCAUCACCCUCAUCAUCAUCUGCAACCUCUGAAACAACAUCAUUACCCUCAACAGCAGCUACCACCUCUGAAACAACAUCAUCAUCUACCACGGCAUCAUCUAGUGAAGCAUCAACUAGAACUACAUCUGUUGAAACAAAAGUAACUCAAACAACGACUUCAGCCUCAACAUCUACAGAAACCUCUCCAACAACACCUUCAAGUACUUCACAAUCAUCUAGUGCAGUUUCAACUACAACUUCAUCUCAGACCACCACUUCUGCAUCAACAUCUAUGGAAACAUCUACAGCAUCACCUACAACAACAACUUCAUCACCUACUGAAUCUUCAGCUACCACUUCAUCACCAGUAACUACAAAAUCCCAAACAACAUCUACAUCAUCAACGUCCACAGUAAGCUCUAUAACAACACCUUCAGCUACCACAACAUUAUCCACUGAAUUACCACCCUACACUUCAUCACCUCUUACUACAAAAGGUCAAAAACUGACUUCAGCCUCAACAUCUACAGAAACCUCUCCAACAACACCUCCAACAACUUCACAAUCAUCUAGUGCAGUUUCAGCUACAACUUCAUCUCAGACCACCAUUUCUGCAUCCACAUUUUUGGAAACAUCUACAGCAUCACCUACAACAACAACUUCAUCACCUACUGUAUCUUCAGCUACCACCUCAUCACAAGUAACUACAAAUUCCCAAACAUCUUCAGCCUCAACAUCUACAGUAACCACUCCAACUACACCUCCAACAACCAGUGCGUCAUCUGCUGAAGCAUCAACUAGCACUUCAUAUCCUGUUACCACAAAAAGUCAAACAACUUCAAUCUCAGCAUCAGCUUCAUCUGCAACCUCUGAAACAACAUCAUUACCCUCAACAGCAGCUGCAACCUCUGAAACAACAUCAUCAUCUACCACGGCAUCAUAUAGUGAAGCAUCAACUAGAACUACAUCUGUUGAAACAACAGCAAGUCAAACAACGACUUCAGCCUCAACAUCUACAGAAACCUCUCCAACAACACCUUCAAGUACUUCACAAUCAUCUAGUGCAGUUUCAACUACAACUUCAUCUCAGACCACCACUUCUGCAUCAACAUCUAUGGAAACAUCUACAGCAUCACCUACAAUAACAACUUCAUCACCUACUGUAUCUUCAGGUACCACUUCAUCACCAGUAACUACAAAAUCCCAAACAUUAUCUUCAUCAUCAACAUCCACAGUAAGCUCUCUAACAACACCUUCAGCUACCCCAACAUUAUCCACUGAAUUACCACCUUACACUUCAUCACCUCUUACUACAAAAGGUCAAAAACUGACUUCAGCCUCAACAUCUACAGAAACCUCACAAACAACACCUCCAACAACUUCACAAUCAUCUACUGCCGUUACAACAACAACACAAUCUGAAACCACCAGUUCAUCAAAAUCUUCAACAUCUGCAAUUCCACCUACAACUACAUCAUCACCAUCUACUGAGCCAUCAACUCCUACUUCAUUGCCAGUAACUUUAAAGUCUCAAACAACAUUUCCAGCAUUAACAUCUAUAGUAACCUCACCAAUAACUACAACUAGUACCGCAUCAUCUAAUGAAGCAUCAUUGUUGGAUAAUUCAAACUUUCAAACAACCACUUCAUCCUCCACAUCUACAGAAACCUCUGAAACAAUAGCUUCUGCUUCAUCAAAUUUACCUACUACAGUGUCAAGUACAACUUCAUCUCAGACUACCACUUCUUCCUCACCAUCUUUGGAAAGUUCUACAAUAUCGUCUCCAACUACAAAUGCAUCACCAACUGAAACAACUACCACUUCAUCACCAGUAACUACAAAAUCCCAAACAUCAUUUACAUCAUCAACGUUUAUAGUAAGCUCUCUAACAACACCUUCAGAAACUACAUUAUCCAAUGAAGCAUCAACUUCUAGUUCAUCCCCUCUUGCUACACAAGUUCAAACAACGACUUUACCCUCAACAUCUACAAAAACCUCACAAACAACAGCUCCACCAACUUCAGAAUCAUCUACUGCAGUUGAAACUACAACGUCCUCGCAGACCACCACUUCUCCAUCUUCAUCUUCAACUUCUGCAAUACCACCUACAACUACAACUUCAUCAUCUACUGAACCAUCAACUCCCACUUCAUUGGCAAUAACUACAAAGUCUCAAACAACAUUUCCAGCAUUAACAGCUACAGUAACCUCACCAGUAACUUCAACUAGUUCUGCAUCAUCUACUGAAGCAUCAAUUAGCAAUUCAUCGUUGGAUACUACAAACUUUCAAACAACCACUUCAUCCUCCACAGCUACAGAAGCCUCUCAAACAAUACCUUCAGCUUUGUCAAAUUUACCUACUACAGUGUCAAGCACGACUUCAUCUAAGACCACCACUUCCUCGUCACCGUCUGUGGAAACUUCUACAAUAUCGCCAACAACUACAAAUGCAUCACCUAAUGAAAAUAGCACCUUCAAUUCGAGUUCAUCUCAGACCACCAUUUCUUCCUCACCAUCUUUAGAAACUUCUACAAUAUCAUCAACAACUACAACUGCAUCACCAACUGAAACAACUACCACUUCAUCACCAGUAACUACAAAAUCCCAAACAACAUCUACAUUAUCAACGUCUACAGUAAGCUCUCUAGCAACACCUUCAGAGACCACAUUAUCCAGUGAAGCAUCAACUUCCAGUUCAUCCCCACUUACUACACAAGUUCAAGCAACGACUUUACCCUCAACAUCAAAAGAAGCCUCACCAAUAACACCACCAACAACUUCAGAAUCAUCUACUGCAGUUAUAAUGAGAACUACUUCUGAAAUCACUCCAUCUUCAUCUUUAGUAUCUGCUAGACCACCUACAAAGACAACUGCAUCAUCUACUGAAUCAUCAAGAACCACGUCAUUACCAGUAAAUACACAAUCUCAAACAACAUUUUCAGCAUCAACAUUUACAGUAGCUUCUCCGACAACAACUUCAACUAGAACUGCAUCAUCUACUGAAGCUUCAAUUAGCCUUUCAUCGUCUGUUACUACACAAGGUCAAAGAAUCACUUUAUCUUCCACAUCUACCCAAGAAUCUCAACCAACAUCUUCAGCUACCAGUGCAUUAUCUAUUGAAGCAUCAACUAUCACAUCAUCCUAUUUUAGAAUCAUCUACUACAGCUUCAACUACAACUUCAUCUCAAUCUACAACUUCUGCUUCAACACCUUCUUCUUCAACAUCUGCAAUAUCGACUCUAACUACAAGUAUAUUAUCUAUGAAAUCUUCAACAACCACGUCAUCACCAAUCACUACAAAUUCCAAAACAAUGUCUGUAGCCUCCUCAACUACACAAACCUUUCCAACAAAGCCUUCAGCAAGCAGUGCAUCUUCUAA